AGGCUGCCUUCACUCGAGACCAUGUUAGUAGCGACGGACGCGUAGAGGGGAGUGAUCGAAUACGUUUUGUUCAAGGUUGCCAUGGACCCUCAGCUUCCAUCGGCAUUGCUUCCAAGCGCCUGUCUGGUAUCAUUCACUCACGGUAGCAGGGCCCUGCUACAAGCCUUGGCUGCCCUCGAUGACACCUCGCUGAUCACAGUCAUCACCGAAACACUCCAAAGAAGACCCGAGCUAGCUCCUGGCGUUGUCAAUGGAGCAGUGCCGGAUCUGACCUACGCUCCAGCAGAUUCGCUGAUCAAGAGACGAGCGACGGGCAGGAUCAUGCAAGUCCCGGCCACUGGCCUGGGCUUCAUCGAUUGCCCCGAGCUGAAGGCAGUUUUUGGCAACGACGUGUACGUGCACAAGAACCAGGUCGGCACGUUCCCACCUGGGACGGAGGUGAACUUUGCCAUCCUGCUCAGCAAGGACAUGAAGCCGCAAGCUUUCGACCUUCAGCCCACAGGUCCGCCGUUUAUGCGCGGCAAGGGAGCUCCCAGCGUGUUUGGCAUGAAGGGCGGCUGGUGAUUUGGCGAUCAGCGCGGUCGGAGCAAAAGCCUGUCCGCCCAGAACAUGCUUUGCCAAAC
This is a messenger RNA of Effrenium voratum, 623 nucleotides long. NCBI's taxonomy places the organism in Eukaryota, Dinophyceae, Suessiales, Symbiodiniaceae. The record is from the annotation of a GenBank genome assembly.